AAGAAGACGGAUUGUCACGUGACUAAUGUUAAACCAGGAAGUGCGGUGUCAGGUACACGGUGAAAUCAAAACAAAUCAACAGUAGCCUGUUGAGAAAAAUUCCUUGAUUAUUUGAACACAUAUUUCAGGCGACAUGGAUGAAACGCUCUUCCAGUUAAAGUUUACAUCAAAACAGCUUGAGAGAUUGGCCAAGAAAGCAGAGAAGGAUUCUGAAAAGGAGCAGGCCAAGGUCAAGAAGGCUUUGCAACAGAAAAAUGUGGAAUGUGCUCGAGUCUAUGCAGAAAACGCUAUUCGGAAAAAAAAUGAAGGUCUGAACUGGCUGCGCAUGGCGUCACGUGUUGAUGCUGUGGCCUCUAAAGUCCAGAGUGCUGUCACCAUGAAGGCUGUGACCAAAAACAUGGGUCAGGUGACCAAAGCUCUGGACAAAGCUCUUAACUCCAUGGACCUCCAGAAGGUGUCUGCAGUCAUGGAUAAGUUUGAAAGUCAAGUACAAAACCUUGAUGUUCACACCUCGGUUAUGGAGGACUCCAUGAACUCUGCAAUGACACUGACCACACCUCAGGACCAGGUGGAUGAUCUGAUCCACCAAAUAGCGGAGCAGAAUGGCCUGGAGGUGAUGGAUCAGCUGAGUCAACUGCCAGCAGGAGCCACUUCAAUCGGUGCAGAGAGCUCACGGAGUCAGGAGAAGGAGGACCAGCUGUCUCGACGGUUGGCUUCUCUGCGGAACUGAGGCUUCCUCCUGGAGCAGUGACAGCUGCCUGACGAGCCUAAUGACAGAGGCAGGAGCUGUGUGUGUUUCUAUUGAACUGUUCCUAGCAGGAGGACUUAAUGAGCCUAUUGAUUACUACCCCCGUUCUAUAAAUAUAUAUGUACACACAUAACCCAAAUAAGUAGGCACGAGUCGCUCCCUGGUUCACCUUGCUGUUUCGAUCCUUUGCUCCUGUUUCUAUUGUCCCCUCUAAUUCCCCACAGGAUCUCAGUUUUCUUCUUGCUUUUCCUGUUUUCCAUCCUUUUUAUAGCCCUCUGUCUCUGCCCAUGCCUCUUUGUUUCUGCUCACAUGCUCCUGAAUGUCUGCUCUGUACAGAAGAAGAAAAUCUGUUCAUUCAGUUUAUAAAGGAAUUUACCAACUGUAUAUUGAUUUAAAAAGAGUUUAACAUUAAGGGUCCUGGUGCAGGGUAGCUUGAAACGGUUCAGAAGAUUUUGUCAGACGUGACUUGGUGGAGGCGUGUAUUUACUAGGAAAAACAUCUUUUUCUUGCACAAUUUUGAGAUGUUUCUGUUUUUUUAUUGUUCAUCUAAUUUUCCUGCUUGUAUUCACUUUUCCUGUUUUGUUGCUUUGAAUGCCUUACUUGGGAUGCAGAGGUUUGCAUAGGGGCGUCCCCACCAGUGCCUGAAGGACAAUAGUUCAGAGUGCAACCUUGGCCAACACUGCUCACGUGUUUUCUGUUCCUCCUGUGGCACACGCAGGCUUUUUUCCUUUUCUUCUUCUAGACAAUUUCCACUUGAGCCCUGAAUGUGGUAACUGAGGUCGGGUUCCUGUUCCUCCUGGGCAGACAUUUUCUAUGGCUUUAGCUCCGUAGCAUCAACAAUCUCUUCUCAUUUAGGGGUUGACAUUUUCACCCAGCAACAUCUAAACCUCCAUACAUUUGCUAAGGGUUCUUUAAUACCCUUAUGAUGCUUUUGUGUCUUAGGAAUACAAGCUGGAAACUUCUUGAUUUGCCUUGCUUAGAAUAUAUUAAUGGACAUAUUUAUGCUAGAGAAACAAAAACAGGUCUUCUUUGAAGGAUAAAGUGUAGAACAGCUUGAGAAUGAUGGGUUUUGUUUGGUUGUGUGACAUUCUAUAGUUCUUUGUGUGCUUUUCUUUCCUGUCUGCGUUCUCCGUGUGAACACUACUGAGGGGACAAACCUCCAGCUGAGACAGAGCAGCUUCAGCCUCUGCAUCACAUUUAAGUUCAGUGGGAGGUUUUUAUUUAUAUUGAAGUUUCCACUGACUUUUGCAAAAUCACUCUUUUGUAUAUUUAACUGGUGGAAAUAAAAUGCUGCCCCUGAAUACGUCUUUAA
Messenger RNA from Betta splendens (Siamese fighting fish), 2060 nucleotides. It is a transcript of the gene chmp1a, whose product is annotated as charged multivesicular body protein 1A. Gene Ontology annotation, biological process: endosome transport via multivesicular body sorting pathway; late endosome to vacuole transport; protein transport. The transcript is spliced from 7 exons. NCBI's taxonomy places the organism in Eukaryota, Metazoa, Chordata, Actinopteri, Anabantiformes, Osphronemidae. Bases 134 to 730 code for a protein of 198 amino acids. Gene Ontology annotation, cellular component: ESCRT III complex; multivesicular body. The record is from RefSeq and is a predicted model, not a curated record.